UACCAUGGCAACAGAGACAGGCUGUAGCCUGGAUUCCGGAAGCCGGAGAGCUGGAGCGUGGAAACUACCCGGUCAAAGGAUGCUGAGUCCCGAGCGCCUUGCUCUACCGGACUACGAGUAUCUGGCUCAACGACAUGUGCUUACCUACAUGGAGGAUGCAGUGUGCCAGUUGCUGGAGCACAGGGAGGACAUUAGCCAGUAUGGCAUUGCCCGGUUCUUCACUGAAUAUUUUAACAGUGUAUGCCAAGGAACGCACAUUCUCUUCCGGGAAUUCAGCUUUAUCCAAGCGACACCUCACAAUCGGGCAUCGUUUCUACGGGCCUUCUGGAGAUGCUUUCGAACCGUAGGCAAAAACGGUGACUUGCUGACCAUGAGGGAGUACCACUGUCUGCUGCAGCUACUGUGCCCAGAUUUCCCACUGGAACUUACUCAGAAAGCAGCCAGGAUCGUGCUCAUGGAUGAUGCUAUGGACUGCUUGAUGUCUUUUUCAGAUUUCCUUUUUGCUUUCCAGAUCCAGUUUUAUUAUUCAGAAUUUCUGGACAGUGUGGCUGCCAUCUAUCAGGACUUGCUGUCGGGGAAGAACCCCAACACAGUGAUUGUGCCAACGUCAUCCAGUGGGCAGCACCGUCAGCGGCCUGCCUUGGGUGACGCUGGUGUGCUGGAUGGGGUGGAGGCCUCACUCUUCUACCAGCGCCUGGAGAACCUGUGUGACCGGCACAAGUACAGCUGCCCACCCUCAGCGCUUGUCAAAGAGAUCCUGAGUAAUGUCCAGAGGCUGACUUUCUAUGGCUUCCUUGUGGCCCUCUCAAAACAUCAUGGAAUCAACCAGACGCUGGGAGCUUUGCCUGACAAAGGAGACUUGAUGCAUGACCCAGCCAUGGAUGAGGAGCUGGACCGGCUGCUGGUCCAGGUCCCAGGCCUGGUCAACUCCAUCACUGCCACUUCUGAGGCCAGCUGCCUGCCUUCCCGCACCCCUCCCCGGGUUGGUUCCCCAUGGAAACCCCUCCAUCGCUCCCGCAAAUUGGAUGCAGAGAGCGAUGGCUCCACUGAAGAGACAGAUGAGUCUGAGACUUGAAUCUGAAGGGUCCCAUCUGUGGCUUGUACCUUGCUCCACCCUGCUCUUGCUGCCCUCACCAGACUUCUCCAGUACCACUGUGCCGCCCUCUGCUGGAGAGAAGAGCAAAUAACAGUCCUGCAGCCACUAGAUCAGUGAUCCCAGAAAUCCCGUAACUCAUGCUCUCAGCUUUUGACAACCUGUUGGGCCCUAAACUGAAUAUUGUACCAAGGCCACUUCAACUUUGGGGAGGGCAUUGGCUUUUGCCUUUUGUUGGCAGUGCUGCUUAUGCUUUAAGUACAGUGUCUUUUCAGCCAGCCAUGAUCCUCCUAGUAAGGGUCAUUUUUCACAACUCUCGUAAGAACACAAAUUGCUAACACUGGGUUUUCAUGGUCAAGGGUGACUCCUGAGAGCAUGUGCUGGGAAGACAUAUCAACUGUGGCCUUCUGCUGGAGAAAUCAGCCACUAGCUGGAGUAAGAGGGAGGAUGGGCAAGAAUUUCACUUUCAAAAUCGGCUUCAAGUUUGUAUCAAAUAGUCCAAUCUCUGAAAUGAAUAAAGUCCCUGUCUCUGGUAAGCAAUGAGUCUACAGCCGGCAGGCUACAGGGAGGGGAACGGCAAGUGUGACUUGGGUGCUUUUUCUGAUGGGAUGGGAGGUGGAGCCAGGGGCCAUUCCAGCAUGGAGACCUGCCUCAGUUGACAGAGGACCUGGCCCUCAUACAGAUGAGGGCAGCCUUCAAAGCCCUCAGCAACACCUCAGGGUGCUCAGUGAGUUCUCACUACCUGGGAGUCCUUGUUCACAAGCUGCAGAACCUUUUCACCAGGGCUUCAUUAACCUCCCUGGUCAGGGCAGUAUUGCAGAUAUGCACAAAGCAGGUUUGGAGCAGAGGCUGGAAAAGUGAAUAGGUGAUCUUCA
Microtus oregoni (creeping vole) is the source of this 1968-nucleotide messenger RNA. RefSeq names its product chromosome unknown C11orf49 homolog (gene Cstpp1). The coding region runs from base 5 to 1075 and encodes 356 amino acids. The transcript has 9 exons. NCBI's taxonomy places the organism in Eukaryota, Metazoa, Chordata, Mammalia, Rodentia, Cricetidae. The record is from RefSeq and is a predicted model, not a curated record.